Molecule: messenger RNA, 7396 nt
Organism: Fopius arisanus
Lineage: Eukaryota; Metazoa; Arthropoda; Insecta; Hymenoptera; Braconidae
Gene: Mi-2
Product: chromodomain-helicase-DNA-binding protein Mi-2 homolog
Exons: 8
Coding region: 291-6242 (1983 amino acids)
Biological process (GO): chromatin remodeling; negative regulation of transcription by RNA polymerase II
Cellular component (GO): chromatin; nucleus
Molecular function (GO): chromatin binding; ATP binding; ATP hydrolysis activity
Source: RefSeq, a predicted model, not a curated record
CCGCAGCCAAGGUGAAACUGUGAGAGCCAAGCUCACACACACUAUUGAAAUAGUGUACGUGUCGUACCGUUGAUAUUUAGCUGUUGGUGUUGGUGAUUUUGAACGAAAAAGCCGAAGCAGCCGAAGGUGAACGCCGAAUACUCACUGCCGAAGUGUUCCGAACAUUUUACAGAGGCAGCGUGAGCAUCUAGUAACGCCGUUAAUGUCGCAUUUACCCGCCGUUUUUAUCCACGUUUGUCGUUUAAUUGUCAGUAAUUAGUGGUCUAAAUAACAAAUAAGGUGUAUUGGCGAUGGCGUCAGAUGAGGAGGUAGAGGAGAGUUACGCAGGGGAAGAUGACGUGGAGGAGUCGAGUGCAGCUGUAGCGAAUGUCGCUCAACCCCUAGACGGUUCGUCGGAUGCUGAAGAAUCUCAGAGACUCGAGGAGGAUGACGACUACGAGCCAGAGGAGCGUAAAAAGAAAAAGGGAAAGAAGCGAAAAGCCAGGAGUGAGGAUAAAAAGGGAAAGAAGAAGAAAAAGAAGAAAAAAUCAGACUCUGGGGAUGAGAGUGAUUAUGGGGGUGGUGGUGGUGAGGUUGUUGAUGGUGGGGGUGAGGACAGUGAUUAUGCGAGCAAUCGCAAGAGCAGAAAAUCAUCGUCUAGAAAAUCGUCGAGUCACAGUGCGUCAACAGCACAGAGCCAGGAGCCAGCCACUGGAAUGCCAACUAUUGAGGAAGUUUGCAGUACAUUUGGCCUGACGGAUGUGCCAAUUGAGUACACUGAUGCAGAUUUUCAGAAUUUAACCGGUUACAAAUUAUUCCAACAGCACGUGAGACCGGCAUUGGCUAAAGAGAAUCCCAGAGUACCAAUGUCAAAGCUCAUGAUGCUGGUGGCAGCUAAAUGGCGUGACUUCCUCGUGCUCAAUCCUCAUACUCAGCCCGACGGUGAGGUAUCCAUGUCGAAUGCCGAUGAGGAGAACAGAAGUGCUAGAUCGAGUCGUGGUGCACCAGUUCAGGAGAUUGACGACGACGAGGACGAGGAUGAGGACAGCGAUCGUAAAAGAAAAUCACGUGGAUCGAGGGCUAAAAAGGGUAAAAAGGCGUCGAAAGUACCAACACUCAAGAUUAAGUUGGGCAAACGUAAACGUGGAAGCUCGGAUGAAGAGGCUGAAGGCAGUGUGGCAGGCUCUGACAGGGACUCUGACAUGGAGUUUGAACAGAUGCUGGCUGAUGCGGAAGAGGCACCAGGUGGUGAGGGAAGUGCUAAAGGUCACGAAGACGCUGCACCUGAGCAACCAGUGGAGCCACCAGUUCGCAGGAAGGCCAAAACCAAGAUUGGUAACAAGACUAAGAAGAAAAAGAAGACCAAAACGACUUCCAAAUUUCCAGAUGGCGAGCAGACUGAUCAUCAGGAUUACUGUGAGGUUUGUCAACAAGGUGGUGAGAUUAUUCUCUGCGACACGUGUCCAAGGGCUUACCACUUGGUAUGCCUUGAGCCAGAGCUAGAGGAAACACCAGAGGGCAAAUGGAGUUGUCCACACUGCGAAGGCGAAGGUGCUGCUGACGAUGACGACGAGCACAUGGAAUUUUGUCGUGUAUGCAAAGACGGUGGUGAACUCCUUUGCUGCGACAGCUGCACAAGUGCCUAUCACACGCACUGUCUCAAUCCUCCACUUUCCGAGAUACCCGAUGGAGAUUGGAAAUGUCCGAGAUGUUCUUGCCCCCCACUGAUGGGUAAAGUUGCCAAGAUAUUGACCUGGAGAUGGAAAGAGAGCUCAGACAGUCCCUCGGAGGAGCCAUCCACCAGCAAAGCAGCACCCAAACCCCGAAGAACUCGUGAGUUCUUCGUCAAAUGGGCGGAUAUGUCAUACUGGCACUGCGACUGGGCAACUGAACUCCAGCUGGACGUGUUCCAUCCCCUCAUGUUCAGAAAUUACUCUCGAAAAUACGACAUGGACGAACCCCCAAAACUAGAGGAACCCCUAGAUGAGAGUGACAAUCGAGUGAAACGUCUGCGCGACGCCGAUGGUGCGACUAAUCGUGACGAGAUAGCAUUGGAAGAGAGAUUCUAUCGUUAUGGUGUUCGUCCAGAGUGGCUGGUGGUUCACAGAGUGAUAAAUCAUCGUUAUCAACGCGAUGGAAGAGCCUCUUAUCUCGUCAAAUGGCGAGAGUUGGGAUACGAUCAGGCGACAUGGGAAGACGAGCACGAGGAUAUUCCUGGGCUGAAACAGGCCAUUGAUUACUAUCAGGAUCUAAGAGCUGCUAACAGUUUAGAGGGGACUUCAUCCAGAAAAGGGAAGAAGGGAAAAGGGAAAAAAUCCAAGACACGUGAGCUCAUUGACGAUGAAGAGCGUGCACCUCGGCGUUAUACUCCACCUCCUGACAAACCUACCACUGAUCUCAAGAAAAAAUACGAGAGACAGCCAGAUUAUCUCGACAUCACUGGCAUGCAGCUCCAUCCGUAUCAGCUCGAAGGUCUCAACUGGUUGAGAUACUCAUGGGGACAGGGAAUUGACACAAUUCUCGCUGAUGAGAUGGGUUUGGGAAAAACCAUUCAAACAAUCACUUUUCUCUAUUCACUUUACAAAGAGGGACACUGCAAGGGACCUUUUCUCGUUUCUGUUCCCCUAUCCACUAUUAUCAAUUGGGAACGUGAGUUUGAGACUUGGGCACCUGAUUUUUACUGUGUUACAUAUGUCGGUGAUAAAGACAGUCGAAUAGUCAUUCGUGAGAAUGAAUUGUCAUUUGAGGAAGGGGCUGUGCGUUCAGGUCGUGCCUCCAAAAUUCGCUCAUCACAAAUUAAAUUCAAUGUUUUGCUGACAAGUUAUGAGCUCAUUUCAAUUGACUCUGCCUGCUUAGGAUCUAUUGACUGGGCUGUACUGGUGGUGGAUGAGGCACACAGGCUCAAGUCCAAUCAGUCCAAGUUCUUCAGGCUACUGGCGUCAUACAGCAUUGCUUAUAAAUUAUUGCUCACUGGUACACCUCUGCAGAACAAUCUCGAGGAGCUUUUCCAUCUUUUGAAUUUCCUCUGUCGAGAUAAAUUCAACGAUCUGUCUGCAUUCCAAAAUGAAUUUGCUGAUAUUUCGAAGGAGGAGCAAGUGAAGAAACUUCAUGAGAUGUUGGGACCCCAUAUGUUGAGAAGAUUGAAGGCAGAUGUACUCAAGAAUAUGCCAAGUAAAUCGGAGUUCAUCGUACGUGUUGAGCUCUCUCCAAUGCAGAAGAAAUACUACAAGUACAUUUUAACGAGAAACUUCGAGGCACUCAAUCCAAAAGGCGGUGGCCAGCAGGUCUCCCUUCUCAAUAUCAUGAUGGACUUGAAGAAGUGCUGUAAUCACCCGUACUUAUUCCCCGCUGCAUCCCAAGAGGCACCAACUGGCCCAAAUGGAAAUUAUGAGAGCUCUGCGCUGAUAAAAGCCGCUGGUAAGCUCGUUCUCUUGAGUAGAAUGCUGAAAAAAUUGAGAGAUGAUGGCCACCGGGUCCUCAUUUUCUCGCAGAUGACAAAAAUGUUGGAUAUACUGGAGGAUUAUCUCGAGGGUGAGGGCUACAAGUACGAGAGGAUCGAUGGUAAUAUCACUGGUACUCAACGACAAGAAGCUAUCGACAGAUUCAAUGCACCUGGUGCACAACAAUUCGUAUUUUUGCUGUCAACUCGUGCUGGUGGCCUUGGUAUUAAUCUGGCAACAGCUGACACUGUGAUAAUUUAUGAUUCUGACUGGAAUCCCCACAACGACAUACAGGCAUUCUCUCGUGCCCACAGAAUUGGUCAAGCCAACAAGGUCAUGAUCUAUCGAUUCGUUACGAGAAAUUCCGUGGAGGAGCGUGUAACCCAAGUUGCCAAACGAAAGAUGAUGUUGACUCAUUUGGUAGUGAGACCUGGAAUGGGAGGUAAAGGUGCUAAUUUCAGUAAACAAGAGCUCGAUGAUAUCCUGCGUUUUGGUACUGAAGAGCUGUUCAAGGAAGAGGAGGGCAAAGAGGAUGAGGCUAUUCAUUAUGACGAUAAGGCAGUCGCUGAGCUCCUUGAUCGCAGUAAAGAGGGUAUUGAGCAGAAAGAAAAUUGGGCAAACGAGUACUUAAGUUCAUUCAAAGUCGCCUCUUACGUUACCAAGGAGGGAGAAACUGAAGAGGAAGCUGAUACCGAAAUUAUCAAGCAGGAGGCUGAGAAUACAGAUCCAGCUUACUGGAUUAAACUUCUGAGGCAUCACUAUGAACAGCAGCAAGAAGAUAUUGCUAGGACACUUGGCAAGGGUAAACGUGUGCGUAAACAGGUCAAUUACAAUGAUGGUGGUGUCACUGGGGAUCAGGGAGCACGAGACGAUCAACCCUGGCAGGAGAAUCUCUCUGAUUAUAACAGUGAUUUCAGUGCACCGAGUGAUGAUGACAAGGAAGAUGAUGACUUUGAUGAGAAAGGGGAUGGUGAUUUGCUGUCGAGACGGAGUAGACGACGAUUGGAGAGACGUGAUGAGAAGGACAGGCCAUUGCCACCACUGCUUGCCAGGGUUAAUGGGAAUAUUGAGGUUCUUGGCUUCAACGCGCGACAACGAAAGGCCUUUCUCAAUGCAAUCAUGCGGUAUGGAAUGCCGCCCCAGGAUGCAUUUAAUUCUCAAUGGUUGGUGCGAGACCUAAGGGGAAAAUCGGAAAAGAACUUCAAGGCCUACGUCUCCCUCUUCAUGAGACACUUGUGUGAACCAGGAGCUGACAAUGCAGAGACAUUUGCUGAUGGAGUUCCCAGAGAGGGACUCAGCCGUCAGCAUGUUCUCACACGAAUCGGUGUGAUGUCACUCAUACGAAAGAAAGUCCAGGAGUUUGAGCAUAUUAAUGGAUAUUACUCGAUGCCUGAGAUGAUUAGGAAGCCAGUAGAACCAGUGAAGUCUGAGGGUGGUGUGACAGCAGUAGCAGCAGCAGUUGCUGCUUCAUCAGGCACAACUACAAUAGCCCCUGAGAGUGGCACAGCAACGAGCACCAGUACAACAGCAACAGCUAACACCCCAAGUCCCACAUCGACCGCGGCUCCUUCCAGCACAUCACCAUCCAUCAACACUACCACGAAUUCCUCAGCUUCAGCGUCUGGUGCUGUCAAUUCUAGUGAGACAAAAUCCUCGAUAGAAGAGGACGGCAAAGAGACAAAGGAAGAUGCCAAGGACAAGGAAUCGGGAUCAGAGAUUAAGGAACCACAGGAAGAGCCAAAUGAAGCCAAGGAAACACCUGAUGCAGCUAGUGAUAAGGACAUUAAACCGAAGGAAGAGGACAAGAAAGAGGAGAAGACUAUGGAUUCUGAGGGAUCCGAUAAGGAGAAGGAAAAAUCAGGGGACAGUAAAACUGAAAAGGUUAAAUCCGAUGACAAGGCUGACGGUGAAUCCAAGGCGAAGAUCGAGCCUGAAGAGGACGUUGUUAUUGUAAAAGAUGAUGAAGAAGAUGCUGAUAAGAAGGACGAUAAAGACAGCAAGGAGAAGGAGACCAAGGAUACAGAAGUGGAGAUCAAGCCAAAACGUAAAUUCAUGUUUAAUAUUGCUGAUGGAGGUUUUACAGAGCUCCACACUCUGUGGCUAAACGAGGAAAAGGCAGCAGUGCCUGGUCGAGAGUACGAAAUAUGGCACAGAAGACAUGAUUAUUGGCUACUUGCUGGUAUCGUUACUCAUGGCUACGGCCGCUGGCAGGACAUCCAGAAUGACAUAAGAUUUGCUAUAAUCAACGAACCAUUCAAGAUGGAUGUUGGAAAGGGCAACUUCCUCGAGAUUAAGAAUAAAUUCUUGGCAAGACGUUUCAAGCUUCUCGAGCAGGCCCUCGUAAUCGAGGAACAGCUGAGAAGAGCAGCUUACCUGAACCUCACACAGGAUCCAAAUCAUCCAGCAAUGAGUCUUAAUGCUAGAUUCGCUGAGGUCGAGUGUCUUGCUGAGUCUCAUCAGCAUCUCAGCAAGGAGAGUCUGGCUGGCAAUAAACCAGCCAAUGCUGUACUCCACAAGGUGCUCAAUCAGCUGGAGGAGCUUCUCUCGGACAUGAAAUCAGAUGUAUCUCGUCUGCCAGCUACUCUUGCACGAAUUCCACCUGUUGCACAGCGUCUCCAGAUGUCUGAGCGCUCGAUUCUCAGUCGAUUGGCAGCAACAGCACCUGGAGGUGGCAGCAGUCAAACUGGACAGGCUGCACUACUGGCUCAACAAUUUCCAGCUGGUUUCUCGGGUGGUCAAUUGCAAGCGACAUUCGCUGGUGCUGCUAACUUCGGUAACUUCAGGCCACAGUAUUCCGUGCCAGGACAACCACCACAAGCUUAAAUCGCUGCAGAGCUGGUUUCUGGAUGAUAAACCGUGGCGCAACCGAAAUUGACCAAAAGGAUGAUAGAAAACCAAUUAUUUGCGCGAUGUAAUUUUAUUUUUGUGGGAAUCACAAUGACUAGUUGAAUUUUCACUAGGUAAGGACCUAAGAAUUAACAGAUGAUUGAGAAGAUCGAUGAAAAAUGAAGAAAAUUUAAAAAAAUGGGAAACGCUACAUAUAAUACGUACCAAUAAACGAAAAAUCACAAUUUUCCUCUAUUUAUUAUCUGUACAUUUGGCGUAAAAUAUCAGCAAAAGUUGAAUGGACAAAUUUGAUGAAAAAAUCACUUUUUGUAUGGAGAACAUUUGUUAUCGUAGAAUGAAAAAAAGGAAAAGAAAUACAAUGUGAAUUGGAUUGUUUCGUCAGUGUUAGUUGACGAGCUGCAGUCCAAUAAUAAUCGUUUCAUUAAACUGAUAACGCUUAGUUGAUAAUUAUUAUUUACGUAAAAAUCGAUUUUAUUUAAGGAAUGCAUUUAAGUGAAUUUGACAAGUGUAGCAAAUUUGAAAAGUAAAGGAAGAACACUCGGUAUAAUUUAUUCGCUUGUUCAUUGAUAAUAUUCUCUUUUGUAAGCAGUAGGUUCUACUCAUCGAGCUACACUUUUAUUUUCAAUCAUGAUUUCAUUGUAAAAUAUUAAAAGUACAGUUUUGGUUGACAUUCGGUCGAACACUUAAGUAGAUAGAGUUUAAUAUUGGGAUAGGCCUCUAGAAUAUUUUCCAUCUCGUUUAUUUUUUUCCCUCCCUUCGAUUUUAUAAUAACAUAAUCAAUUUUGCGGUCCUGUUACAAAUUUAUAUUGAUCACACUGUGAAAUACUUACUCUCAAUUGGGAGUUGACCACCAAUUUAUAUUAUUCUCCGCAUAAUAUAAUUACACGAUUGUAAUGAAAGAAAUCAAUAUCUCCUCGAUAUCUUGGCAUUGUAAAUUUUAUCUUUCAUUCUGAUUCUGCUUUUCUUUCAUUUUCUUUCGAGAAUGUAUACAUUUUUUUUACGAGUGCGGGAGUGAAUCAAUAAAAACUUUGUGUUUGCUCCGAAUAUAAUGUCUUUUCUAUGCAUAGUAAGGACGAAUGAAUUGCAACAGGAUUCAAAUAAAAAUUAAUGAAAUGCUCUGUGAUGCGUCA